AUGUCUCUCGGCAGACAUGCCUACAGGCAUGCUGUACAUCCAGUCUCAUCAUCGUCGGGGUUAAUCGACCACGUCUGGAUCAGCGAUGAUCUGUUGGCGUCGACCUUCCGAAGCUUCGUCAAGAGUCAACGACGCCAUGCAAGCCGCGUCCCGGGCCCAUUGGAGGCUCGACGACGGCUGGCGAAGAGAAAAAACUGCGCGCUCGCUCCAAUGACCGGUGCGCUGCCCCCGGAUCCCCAUCUGUUCGGGCGCGGAGGCCGACAACAUUUUCUGUGGAACGGCGAUCACGCGCCAGCAUCUUCACCACUAUCUUCUCCUAAUGAUGCCACCCACUCGAAUGGGUUCGUUGAGGUGAACGACCUAUCAGAAUCGGCAGAUCAUAGCGAACUCCUCCCAUCCAAAGACAUUUUGAGGACGCGUUUGGAAACCUGCCCGUCACUCGAGGAGGUCACGAGUUUGAUAAAUGCGAUGGAUAUAAAUCUUCAGCAUGAGCCGGGCUACGGUCGCAUAAUAUUCGAUCACUACUUUUCGCGGUUUGCGCUGGGCGAAUCAGACGCCCAGGAGCUGUCUCUGUUUCUGGAUCAUCGCAUACUCAAUACUCCAGGAGCCGGGAAUUUCCCGGUUGUUGCAAAGUACAUUGUUCAACCCGCGACAGACUUAAGAGAGCGCGCUGUAUUGUUUGCGAGCAUUCUCAGGGCUAUCAGAGUCGGUGCGAUAGUUCCAUCUGAGCUUCUGCAGGUCAUCGGGACCUUGCAAAAGUUGCCCGAUGUGGUGGUCGCCACGACGAAUUGGCCGACAGCCGAGACACAACUCAAUGGCCCAAGCGGCGUGAUGGAAGCAUAUCAGAAAAUCUGCGAUGUUCUCGAGUCCACAGUCCAGGGCGGUAAAUACAAGAAUUUGGACGAGGAUACAGCCAAUCUAUGGCUUAAAAUCAUAUGGGAGCGGAAUGUACUUGCUGAGUUGAGGCUGGCACACAGGAUUCUGGCUCGUGCUCGGCAUCUUCGUUCCACCUGUGCCUUCUGGGGCCCACGGUUCAUCAUCCGCUGGCUUGAACUUCCGGACGAGCUCCGGGAUGAGAUCGAUCCUUCCUACACAAAUUUACUCUUCCACAGGUUUCAUUUCAAUGCAGUAGGUGCAACUAUCAUAUCGGUUACAGAAUAUUUAGUUCUGGCUCAGAAGCAGCAUCUGCUGCCCAGGUGGCAUGACUGUCUGAUUUCAAUCCCCACGGUUCGAGACAUCCCUAAGGCAGGGGCGUGGGUUGACGCACGAUCGCAAAUUCCAGCAACAUCGAGUCAUCCUGGGCUGUCAGUUCAACAACGUUUUCUUCUGCGCUUUUGGGUCUUCCGUGCUCUGAACUUGAGUCAUGCAGCGGGUCCUACUCGGGAUAAAAAGCCUUACAUGAUAGGGACAAGGCAUCUUCUACAUAAUGCACCUGCACGGCCGAUUGAGAAAUGGGGGGCGCGAGUGCUCAGCCUCUACCAGGCUUACCGAACGAACUACAAGAAGAAAGACCUCGUGAGCAGUCUUUUAGAUGAUGCGCGUGAGUUGGGGCUGCCUGCCAACGGGCUCACAAUCUUGGCUCUUUCAUACCGGACCAGAAACGCCCCCAACAAAACGACUAGGGCGGCUCUGAAAGCUUUAGAGACGUCGGAUGUCUCUUUCAACGAUCUGUUUCGAGACAGUGAAACGCCGUACACUCUUCUCCUUCAGUUCGCACCCGCCUUUUCGAAGAUAGCGCGGGAGAUAGACAUCGAAUCACCGUCUUUCAUGGAGCGUGCUCUAGAACUGGCCAGAACGGGGAACCGGUCAGAAGUCCAACUAUUGUUUCGCAUCUUCGACUGGCAUGUUCCCCUCAAGAUCGCACUGGCGAAAUCAUGGCAGCCUCGUCCCGAUCCUUCCCAGCUUGCGCUUGUGGUCUAUGAGUCUCGAGACAGGAGAAAACACCCCGACCCUCACGCUGCGCUCAAUAUGAUAAAUACUUUUGCUGUGGCUCUGUCAUGCUCGCAGCAUCUCACCCCGCGGCAAUCCUAUCGAUUGAUUUAUUGGCUGUACGUCUACUUGAUGAGGCAUCAAGCACCUGUGCAACCGAUCAUUGUCCGCGCUAUGUAUCAUGCUGGCGUCGUGCGCGCCCGACAAGAAAUGAGGGGCAUGUUCUGUGAGACGCAGUUCAAGUACAUCAUGCACAAGGUACAAGAGGUCGAGUCGCCGGAGGUUGUGAGAGCGCUGAGAAACCCGAAUUUCGUGUGGAGGGACGAAGGAAGUGACUAG
Messenger RNA from Aspergillus uvarum CBS 121591, 2268 nucleotides. RefSeq lists its product as uncharacterized. The record is from RefSeq and is a predicted model, not a curated record. Lineage: Eukaryota; Fungi; Ascomycota; Eurotiomycetes; Eurotiales; Aspergillaceae. The coding region runs from base 1 to 2268 and encodes 755 amino acids. The transcript has 2 exons.